This is a messenger RNA of Schistosoma curassoni, 1332 nucleotides long. The record is from the annotation of a GenBank genome assembly. NCBI's taxonomy places the organism in Eukaryota, Metazoa, Platyhelminthes, Trematoda, Strigeidida, Schistosomatidae.
AUGUAUAUGUAUAUUGUACUGUUCCAGAUUUAUGGGUGCAUGUCACCUAAACGAUCAAUUUCAAAAUGUUUAUAUAUUCUAUCUUAUUGUUUAUAUAUUUAUACUCCAUCAUCAUUAUCAUUAUCAUUAUCAUUAUCAUUAUCAUCAUCAUCAUCAUCAUCAUCAUCAUCAUCAUCAUCAUCAUCAUCAUCAUCAUCAUCAUCAUCAUCAUCAUCAUCAUCAUCAUCAUCAUCAUCAUCAUCAUCAUCAUCAUCAUCAUCAUCAUCAUCAUCAUCAUCAUCAUCAUCAUCAUCAUCAUCAUCAUCAUCAUCAUCAUCAUCAUCAUCAUCAUCAUCAUCAUCAUCAUCAUCAUCAUCAUCAUCAUCAUCAUCAUCAUCAUCAUCAUCAUCAUCAUCAUCAUCAUCAUCAUCAUCAUCAUCAUCAUCAUCAUCAUCAUCAUCAUCAUCAUCAUCAUCAUCAUCAUCAUCAUCAUCAUCAUCAUCAUCAUCAUCAUCAUCAUCAUCAUCAUCAUCAUCAUCAUCAUCAUCAUCAUCAUCAUCAUCAUCAUCAUCAUCAUCAUCAUCAUCAUCAUCAUCAUCAUCAUCAUCAUCAUCAUCAUCAUCAUCAUCAUCAUCAUCAUCAUCAUCAUCAUCAUCAUCAUCAUCAUCAUCAUCAUCAUCAUCAUCAUCAUCAUCAUCAUCAUCAUCAUCAUCAUCAUCAUCAUCAUCAUCAUCAUCAUCAUCAUCAUCAUCAUCAUCAUCAUCAUCAUCAUCAUCAUCAUCAUCAUCAUCAUCAUCAUCAUCAUCAUCAUCAUCAUCAUCAUCAUCAUCAUCAUCAUCAUCAUCAUCAUCAUCAUCAUCAUCAUCAUCAUCAUCAUCAUCAUCAUCAUCAUCAUCAUCAUCAUCAUCAUCAUCAUCAUCAUCAUCAUCAUCAUCAUCAUCAUCAUCAUCAUCAUCAUCAUCAUCAUCAUCAUCAUCAUCAUCAUCAUCAUCAUCAUCAUCAUCAUCAUCAUCAUCAUCAUCAUCAUCAUCAUCAUCAUCAUCAUCAUCAUCAUCAUCAUCAUCAUCAUCAUCAUCAUCAUCAUCAUCAUCAUCAUCAUCAUCAUCAUCAUCAUCAUCAUCAUCAUCAUCAUCAUCAUCAUCAUCAUCAUCAUCAUCAUCAUCAUCAUCAUCAUCAUCAUCAUCAUCAUCAUCAUCAUCAUCAUCAUCAUCAUCAUCAUCAUCAUCAUCAUCAUCAUCAUCAUCAUCAUCAUCAUCAUCAUCAUCAUCAUCAUCAUCAUCAUCAUCAUCAUCAUCAUCAUCAUCAUCAUCAUCAUCAUCAUCAUCAUCGUUAUCUAAUUAUUGUUUAGGUUAG